Messenger RNA from Cuscuta campestris, 1943 nucleotides. The record is from the annotation of a GenBank genome assembly. Lineage: Eukaryota; Viridiplantae; Streptophyta; Magnoliopsida; Solanales; Convolvulaceae.
GAGGCAAAUGUCUGAUCAAUUCAGAUAAGAGGUCUUAACCAUUCAGACUCUGUAUAAUACUUAACCAUUCAGAGGCAAAUCUCUUAACCAUUCAGACAUCUGAACCAUUAAGAGGCUGAAACAAACAGUCUGAACCAUUAAGUGCUGAACCAUUCAGACAUCUAAACCAUUAAGAGGCUGAAACAAACAGCCCCUUACUCGUAACAUGAAGAUUGGGAAUGUCAUCUCUGUUCCACUUAUAAUCUCCACCUCUUUUAUGUGUUCAACACAAUCCAUUUGCUUGCGAGUUUCAGCUGCAGAUAAACCCUAAUCAGGGAUUUCAAAAACCUAAGGAGUGAUUUAAAACGAAAAAAAGGAAAAACGCACUGUCGAAUCUUCAUUUGCAAAGACUUUUUUUCCCUGAAGAUAUCACAAACUGAAAUGUAUGGGAGAGCGGGUCUUGAUCGCUUUAAGAAAGCUCAAACCUUAGAACCAUUUUCAGUAGGAGCAAAUUCUUCAGCUUCUAAGACAAAUAUACAACCAGCUACAAAAGCAGCUAUUCAAUCUCCAGCAACAUAUUCUCAGCCCCAAAUAUCAUACCAGCAAACUCAACACCCAAAUCAGCUCCCAUCUUCACUGAAACCAGCAGAGACUAAUGUGCUUCCUCCAGUACCAACUCAACAAGUGACCCAAGUUGGAGGAGGCCAAUCAACAUGGCAGCCACCUGAUUGGGCUAUUGAGCCAAGACCAGGCGUUUAUUAUCUUGAAGUCAUCAAAGAUGGAGAAGUGCUUGAUAAGAUUAAUCUGGAUAAGCGUAGGCACAUUUUUGGGCGCCAAUUUUAUACUUGUGAUAUUGUUCUUGAUCAUCAGUCUGUAUCACGCCAGCACGCUGUUGUUGUCCCGCACAAAAAUGGAAGCAUAUACGUGAUUGAUUUGGGAUCUGCACAUGGCACAUUUGUUGCAAAUGAGAGGCUUACAAAGGACUCCCCCGUAGAACUUGAGGCUGGACAGUCUUUGAAGUUUGCUGCUUCAACAAGGACAUAUAUUUUGAGAAAGAACAACUCUGCUCUCUUUCCACCUCCUCCACAGCCCGAAGAAAUCAAUCUGCCCCCACCACCUGACCCGACAGACGAGGAAGCUGUUGUGGCCUACAACACAUUUCUAAACCGUUUCGGGCUCACAAAACCGGGCACAUCAUCUAAAAUUUCAAAAUCAUGUAGAGGCAAAGAUGACAAUUCACCCCUUGGAAGAGCUGCCAAGAGAGUAAAGAGACCUAGAGUGGCGUUCAGGGACCAGGUUGGAGGAAAACUGGCUGAAAUUGUUGGUGUCUCAGAUGGAAUGGAUGUGGAAACCGAACCGGGGCCAGUAGGGGUCAAAGAAGGAAGUCUUGUUGGAAAAUAUGAAUCUCUUGUGCAAAUUACCGUUGUGCCCAAAGGGAAGGAGCAGUCUGCCCCCGCCGCAAAGGAUUCAACUGCUUCCCAUACCGGCAUCACGGAAAAGCUUCAACAAGUGUUGAACAAGGUUAAGAACCCCCCAAAAGGAGGAAUAUAUGAUGAUCUCUACGGAGAAUCUGUUUCUGGUAAAGUCGGAUCCUCUUGGGCUUAUUCGACUAAUAGCGAUUCAAAAGGGGAAGAAUCCCAUGCUUCGUCUACAAGUAGUAAAACUAUCAUCAACACAGAGGAUGACGACACGGAUGAUUUGUUCGGCUAGGAGUAAGCAUUUUCUUGGGUGCAUUUCUUAGAAUUCGCGCGUAAAAUUGAACUGUUGUUGUACCUUGCCAUAUUAUUCUUCCACCCCGGCAGGCGUUGGCGAUAUGAACUUCAACCAUCAGUCUGUGAAGAGGGAAGAAACAGGAAACAAUGCCACCAUUAAUAUGAGGUCAGGCUGUGUAUUUCCCUCACAUGGGCACCAGAAUGUCAUCUGCUUUGAGGGCUAAAAGGUAAUUGUUCUUGGGGGACUCUUAU